AGGACAAAGAACAUGCAGCUCUCUACCAUUCCUAUCUAUGCCAUCCUCUUGCUUGUGAACGUGCAGCUUUUCAGAGCUCAUCCCAUCAUCGAUCGUUUGACUGAGGAUGACGUCGACGUCUUAAAGCUGCUGCUCCACAGACUAGAGGAGUCUGUUCCCGAGCAGGUGGAGGUCCCCAGCAAAAGGCCGGGUGAGGAGCGUAAUAUGGACAUGGCCACGGAGGCCCGCAUUCAGGAGGACCCAAUUCAAACGAGCCUGGAUGAGGCCGCCAUCAGAGAGUUUCUGUCAGCCAAGAACUUAAAGUCCGUCCGAAAUGACUCCUUCAGGAGAUCCUCGAGCUGCUUCGGCCGACGGAUGGACCGGAUCGGCUCUAUGAGCUCCCUGGGCUGCAACACGGCCAGCAAAUACAAUCCAAGGAGAAGAUGA
This is a messenger RNA of Lampris incognitus (smalleye Pacific opah), 426 nucleotides long. It is a transcript of the gene nppb, whose product is annotated as natriuretic peptide B. The transcript has 3 exons. Gene Ontology annotation, biological process: negative regulation of systemic arterial blood pressure; receptor guanylyl cyclase signaling pathway; cGMP biosynthetic process. Gene Ontology annotation, cellular component: nucleus; extracellular region; cytoplasm. The record is from RefSeq and is a predicted model, not a curated record. NCBI's taxonomy places the organism in Eukaryota, Metazoa, Chordata, Actinopteri, Lampriformes, Lampridae. The coding region runs from base 13 to 426 and encodes 137 amino acids. Gene Ontology annotation, molecular function: hormone activity; hormone receptor binding.